Penicillium cataractarum is the source of this 1275-nucleotide messenger RNA. RefSeq names its product alpha/beta hydrolase. NCBI's taxonomy places the organism in Eukaryota, Fungi, Ascomycota, Eurotiomycetes, Eurotiales, Aspergillaceae. The record is from RefSeq and is a predicted model, not a curated record. Bases 1 to 1275 code for a protein of 424 amino acids. The transcript is spliced from 4 exons.
AUGGCAUCGUCAUCACCAUUUCUCAUCACCGAGCAUGUGAUUGACUCGCAGCAUGUCCGAGAAUAUCCCCGGGCAACGAGAACGGGCGACGAUGCUCUGAAGCUAGUUGUCAAGCAAUACACCCCAAAAUCGAAUCCUGAUCCCCAGCCAGGUGACCUGACCAUCAUCGGAGCCCAUGGAAGUGGAUUUCCCAAGGAACUCUACGAACCGAUCUGGGAAGGGGUCUUGUCGCAACUAAAUGACAAGGGAAUACGCGUCCGGUCAAUUUGGAUAGCAGAUAUUGCAAACCAAGCAGCAAGCGGGGUCUUGAACGGGGAUUUCCUGGGAAACGACCCAUCGUGGUUUGAUCAUGCCCGCGACCUCCUUUACAUGAUCAACCAUUUCAAGAGGGACAUGCCGCGCCCGAUUGUUGGGGUUGGACAUAGUCUUGGGGCAGGCCAACUGGUACUUCUUUCAAUGCUGCACCCACGCUUGCUAACCUCUCUGGUGCUCAUUGAACCGGUCAUCGAGAAGGACAUGUAUACCGGAAAGGGCCCAAUCUUCGUCAAACUCUCUCUAGACAAGAAAGAUACAUGGGAAUCCCGUGAAAAGGCGGCCUCUAAUUUCAAGAAGCAGUUCAAAACCUGGGAUCCCAGGGUACUCGAGCGCUGGCUGCAAUACGGUCUGCGCAGCCUUCCCGACUCGGAUGCCGUCACUCUCACAACCUCCCGCGAUCAAGAGGUGAUGUACUACCUGCGUCCUAACUUUGACAAUCGGAAACGAUUGGGCUCGAAAAAUGAUCCUGCUACCCUGAGCGAACACGAUCCUUGCUUUCACGCCGACAUUAUAGGUCCCGCCCACGCCACAUAUCCCUUCUAUCGCUACGAGCCGAUUUUGAUGUGGAACUUGUUACGACACGUCCGCCCGUCCGUGCUUUAUCUCUUUGGCGAUCGCAGCCCUGUCUCAACACCGGAUCUUCGCGAAGAAAAGUUGACACGGACAGGGACGGGCAUUGGGGGCAGUGGUGGCUGGAAGAAUAAUCGGGUGAAGGAGAUUACAAUCCCCAAGACGGGGCAUCAACUGCCCUUUGAGAACGUGUCUCGUGUUUGCGAGGAGACUGCGGGCUGGCUCAAGCAAGAGGUCAGUCGGUGGUCUGAGGAUGAAGCGCGCAUUCUUGAAGGCUGUUUGGACGACACGCCGGAAGCACGAGCUUCGGUCCCUAAGGGCUGGCAGGAGCACCUUAAUGCCUGUCUGUCCAAACCGACCGCGAAGCCUAAGUCGCAGUCAAAAUUAUAA